Protomyces lactucae-debilis is the source of this 360-nucleotide messenger RNA. RefSeq names its product H+-ATPase G subunit-domain-containing protein. The coding region runs from base 1 to 360 and encodes 119 amino acids. Gene Ontology annotation, molecular function: proton-transporting ATPase activity, rotational mechanism. NCBI's taxonomy places the organism in Eukaryota, Fungi, Ascomycota, Taphrinomycetes, Taphrinales, Protomycetaceae. The transcript has 2 exons. Gene Ontology annotation, biological process: proton transmembrane transport. The record is from RefSeq and is a predicted model, not a curated record. Gene Ontology annotation, cellular component: vacuolar proton-transporting V-type ATPase complex.
AUGUCAUCGCAGACACAGACAGCAUCCAUUCAGACGCUCCUCGAGGCAGAGAAGGACGCACAAGCUAUUGUAGAGAAGGCGCGCACAUACAGGACACAGCGGCUGAAGGAUGCACGCUCUGAAGCUGCCAAGGAGGUAGACGCGUACAAGAAGAAGAAGGAGCAGGAGUACAAGGACUACGAGUCUGAGAACACUGGAUCGAGCGAGGAUGCAGAGAAGCAGGCAGAGAAGGCAAUCAUCCAGCAGUUGGAGGAGAUUGAGAAGUCGCACAAGGAAGGGAAGCAGGCGAUUGUGGACAAUCUGCUUGCGUCUAUUGUCAAGUCUGAUCCGCAGAUGCACAUCAAUGCAAUCAAGAUAUGA